Messenger RNA from Belonocnema kinseyi, 965 nucleotides. RefSeq lists its product as uncharacterized. The transcript is spliced from 2 exons. The coding region runs from base 87 to 857 and encodes 256 amino acids. Lineage: Eukaryota; Metazoa; Arthropoda; Insecta; Hymenoptera; Cynipidae. The record is from RefSeq and is a predicted model, not a curated record.
AUAACGACAACCAAUAAAAAAACAGUACCGAAGAAAAAAGACAUACUUUUAUUUUAAAAAUCAGUAGAAAUCCAAGUUUUUUCAAAAUGUCGAAGGAACAAGAAAAGCCAAUGCGUUGGAAAGGAAAAUUUAUCAAAGAAAAAGUUUACAAUAACAGAAUGAGAAUGCGUAAUGCAAGAAAGGAAAUGCAGAGAGCAAAAGAAAUAAAAGCGUUUAAAGUCCAAGCGGAGGCCAAGAAAGCCUUGAUUUUAGAAAAAAGAAUUCGUGAAAACAAAAUUAUUAUAAAUGAAGAUGGCUCAAGUGCAGCAAAUAGCAAAAAAUCUGAAAUAGAAACAAUUUACUAUGAAAAUGAAAUUGACGAAAAUGAAAUUGAUGAAAAUGGAGACCUUGAUAUUCUUGAAACUAUUGAAUCACAAGAAUUGACGGAAGAAAAUCAUGUUGUGGAAGGACGUCGUAUUGUCGAGAUUGCUGAGCUUGGGAAAAACUUAUGGUGUGGGACUUGCAAAGAAGCGCUUUCUUUGAACAACGUAGAAAAAGAAUGUCGACGAGGAUUUGGUUCUUUGCUUUUAGUGAGGUGUCACAAAUGUCUUAUUAUUAAUGAAGUCCCUACAGGCAAAAUGCAUCCUUUGACUCCAGAUGCACGUGCCAUGAGAUUCGACAUGAACACAGACUUGGCGCUUGGUAUGUUAAAUUCGGGAAUGGGUUUGGCCAGUUUUAACAAGGUUCUCAGUUACCUCAAGAUUCCAUUAAUUUUUUAUCAGACUUUAAAGAAAUAUGAAGAAGAACUUGGAGAGGAAGAAAUCGCUGCUAUUAAAGCUAGGCGCAACCGUGCCCCAAUCCUGGAAGAAGAUUCUUAAAGAUAUCCCUAAAAUUAAUUAGCUGAUAAGUAGGAUAAACUUUUGAUUUUGUAUUUUAAAGAAAGAUUAUACUGAAUUCGUUGAAUAAUUUAUAUGUAAAUUUUUUUA